AUGCUUAUGAUUAGCCCAUCCAUUAGAGCCAUUCUAAAAGCACGAAAAAUAUGUUUCUUUAAUCAAAUUCAUACUGUCACCGACAAAGCAGACAUUACUUGGUUUUAUGCCACUGAUAUUCCUAAAAGAUCACCAUAUGAUGAUAGUAUCAAACAAGUAGACUUAUCCAAAAAAAAUCCCAAAACAUUCUUAAGAUUCUCUGAGGCCGAUUCCCAGAAACUUGAAAGGGAAUUUAAGAAGAGUUUACAAAAUCCUAUUGAUGAUCCAAAAUUAAAAUCAAAUCCUAAACAACCCCUCAUUUCUGUAAAUGAGGAUUUAUUAUUCCAUGUAGAUAUUAAAAAAAUGGAAUUACAGCCAACUUACUGGAAAGGACCAAUAUAUGAAGUACGAAGAGGUGUUUGGUUUGAUUCAUCAAACCGCCCAUUAUCUAUGGGACUAACCAAUUUCUUGGAAAAUAAAAGAAAUUCUAUAUUGAAAAAACAACCUAAUUUGCUUGGUCCUAAGAAUAAUACCCAUAGAAUCAAUGAAGACUUACCCAAUGAAGACACUAUAUUUGAAAUUAAAGAAGAAUCAUCUGAUCUCUUAGCCAAUUGGGAUAAAAUUAUAUUCAUUGAUAAUAAUAACGCUUUAUUAUUUCCUACUAAUAAAGAUAGUAAUUCCUUCUUACAUUACGUCAAAAAUUAUAUGGAAAACUCUAAUUUCAAUGAUGCCGUUAAAGUAACAAGAAAGAUAGUUCUACCAAAGAAUAAUGACUCGCCAGUUUUUUUGAAAAAUAGUGGCGUAUUGGAUGGGGUGUCACAAAUUGGUAAUCGUAUUGGGAAAAUUUCUGACAUAAUAUCUCAUGAAAUAAAUACAAUAUUAGGUAUGCAAGUUAAAGAUGAAACAAAAUCACUGUCGUCUAAUCCCAGUGACACAAUUCAACAAUCAGCUGUUGCAACGUUUAAUGAUGUAUCUGAAGAAAUUAUUCAGAAAUCACUAGAGUUAGACUUUAAUAAUUCUAAAUUGAACUCCAAAGAUCAGAAAAGGAAGAUUCGCCAUUUGUUUUUCUGUGUACAUGGGGUUGGCCAGACCUUGGGCAAAAAAUAUAAAUACUUUAACUUUACUCAUACUGUAAACCUUCUUAGAUCUAACAUGAAAAAAUCUUAUUCUAAUUCUAAGAAAUUGCAAGAGCUAAAUUAUCAUAAAAAAUAUCCCGAUUGGGAAACUAAUUGUGGCGUUCAGCUUUUUCCUAUUACUUGGAGACAUGAUAUAGGGUUUGAAACUGAUAAAACCCAUGUAAAGCAUUCCAAACUACCUUCACUAGAUCAUAUAACGAUUAAUGGAAUCGAAGGUAUUAGAAAACUGAUAGCAGAUGUUGCCUUAGACGUUCUAUUGUUUUGUGAUCCGUACUAUAAAGAGUUAAUUAUAGAAGGGGUUAGAGGUCAGCUAAAUUAUGUGUUUGAGCUUUUCAAGAAAAAUAAUCCUGAUUUUGAUGGUGAAGUGCAUCUUAUCGGACAUUCAUUAGGCAAUUUAAUUCUAUUUGAUCUACUUAAUAACACUAAAAAGUAUAGUUUAAACUUCAAAGUGGGAAAUUAUUUUUGUUUAGGUUCACCUGCUGGCGUCUUUAAACUUAUUCAAAGAACAAAUAUUGAUGGGAUAAAUAAUAAGGCUGGAAAAGAAUUGGGUAAAAGAAAAAAAUUAAAACAGAAAUAUCAAUUGGAAAUUGAUAAUUGGCAAACACAAACUUUACCAUGCAAAGAAUUAUAUAAUAUAUUCCAUUUAUGUGAUCCAAUGGCAUAUCGACUAGAACCAUUAGUUUGCAAUGAAAUGGCAGAGUAUGAACAGGCCUUUAUUCCACGUUGGACAGAGGAUAAUACUAUCAGCAAUUUGGGCCUUCAAAAUAAUGUAUUCGAUAUUAGUGAUAAUAUUAUAUCAAAUUUUUUUUCAAAUAACCAACAAACUCAACAAAAUUCUGAAAACCAAUGUUUAGAUAAAGCUAUAUUGGAAAAAUUAAAAACUUUAAAUAGCACAGGAAGAAUUGAUUAUGCAUUACCAAGAAAUGCAUUAGGUGUCAAUGCAAUAUCAGCAGUUAAAGCUCAUGUAGAAUACUUUGAGGACAUGGAUAUUGCUAGGUUUUUAUUAUUUGAAACAUUAAGGGAGAAGGAGAAUGUCAUGCAUGCUGAAGUUACACCAAUUAGAUAA
Messenger RNA from Henningerozyma blattae CBS 6284, 2181 nucleotides. RefSeq names its product putative carboxylic ester hydrolase (gene DDL1). The record is from RefSeq and is a predicted model, not a curated record. Gene Ontology annotation, molecular function: glycerophospholipase activity; metal ion binding. The transcript has a single exon. NCBI's taxonomy places the organism in Eukaryota, Fungi, Ascomycota, Saccharomycetes, Saccharomycetales, Saccharomycetaceae. Bases 1 to 2181 code for a protein of 726 amino acids. Gene Ontology annotation, cellular component: cytoplasm.